Molecule: messenger RNA, 2762 nt
Organism: Melanotaenia boesemani (Boeseman's rainbowfish)
Lineage: Eukaryota; Metazoa; Chordata; Actinopteri; Atheriniformes; Melanotaeniidae
Gene: il15ra
Product: interleukin 15 receptor subunit alpha
Exons: 8
Coding region: 118-861 (247 amino acids)
Biological process (GO): interleukin-15-mediated signaling pathway
Cellular component (GO): plasma membrane
Molecular function (GO): interleukin-15 receptor activity
Source: RefSeq, a predicted model, not a curated record
CUAGAGUAAAAAUCGAAAGUGUGUGUGGUGACAUUGCGGAGAAAAUCCCUCUAAGACGAUGGUCUCUACCAGGCUGUGUUUAUUCAGCAAACAGUUAAUUUACCGCAGAGCUGUCAAAUGGAUAUGGACUGUUUCUCUUUUUAUAUCCGGAUUAUGAUGGUUUGUCUGCUUGGAAUUGUGCGAUUCUCGAGCGGCGAAAAUUGUACAUGUCCACCCAUUCCUCCAAGGAGUCAGACAGAGCCUCCAGACACUGAGAAGUGCUUUAAGCUUAAUGAAAGGUUUCGCUACAAUUGCACCAAAGAUUAUGUGAGGAAAGCAGGAACAUCAAAUCUCAUCACAUGCAAGAAUACUUCGGGAACUGUAGCAUGGACCAAAUCAAACCUCGAGUGUAUACCUCAUCCAGACAAACCCAGACCACCAAGCAGCACUCCAAAAACUUCCACCAGUCUGCAGACCGACAGGAGUUUAAGCACCACAGAAUAUGAAGGAAUAAACAGCACACAGCCAACCCCACAAGCAAAAACUUCCACCAGUCUGCAGACCAACUGGAGUUUAAGCACCACAGAAUAUGAAGGAAUGAACAGCACACAGCCAACCCCACAAGAAACAUUGACACAGACCACAAACACCUGCACAACACAGAACUCCACACUUUCUCCAAUCACAGAUAACCCCACCUCAACUGAACCAUCCCCACAGGUCUAUGGGAAAGUAGUGGGCAUUAGUCUGAGUUCAGUGGUUGUAAUCUGCUCUGUGAUCGGUCUUUGCUUCUUUCUACAACGAAGGAGAUCAAGGAGGUACAUACCACAGGGGACACCCAAAGAAAUGGUUCAAUUAAAUCUUCCAUCAGAACAGCCAUGACAGGUUGCAUGACUACCUUCUGCCACAAAUAGGGAUGUUUCUGGAGGACCUGUCUCCAUGCUGUGGAGAAUGGCUAAAAAAAAACAACUGUGCCACUGUGUUGUCACCCAUUGGUUUGUGGACUGCUGUUUUAAAGCCAUGAGUUUGUACUGGUCUUUGCCAUCUUGGAUUUUUUGCAGAGAUGAAAGUGGAAUUCUUUAUAAUUCACAUUAGAAAGAAAAUAUCUGUCUUUAUUACAGAAUGACUGUACAUAUUUUGCCAAAGGUUAAACCUGUAUAUUGAGUGUAAUAAGGUCUCUACAAUGUUUUAUUUUUAGCCGACUCAGUACAAUUGAGAGAUCCUUCUGAUUAGCUGUUUAACAUGGCUGGAGAAUCCUUUAUUUCUCUGGGAGAACUCCUGCAUCUGUCUGUCUUUGGAGUAGAUUCUCAGUCAUCCAGGCAAUUUCAGGAUUCAGGGCUUGAAUUAAAGGCAGCUGCUUUUGCUCUUGUCUGAAAGGGGUCUUUAUUUCCAGCUGCUUGAAACGUCUUUGGAAAAUUGUACGAGUAUGUCACGGCUGGCAGCUGAAGGUAGUUUUUGCUGUGCGUUCAAGUGCUGUUUGUUUGCCCAGACACAGCUGCAUCCAUUUCCUGCCACUGGUUCUUGAUGUCAGGUUGGCUUCAUUGAACUGAAUUAAAACACAGCAGAAAUGUCUGUGCAGAAUGCAAUGUUUUACCAAAGCAUUACCAUAAACAAACAAAUAAUCGACUGAUGAAAGGUUGGGUAUAAAUAUAUAUCUGCGUUUAUUGUUUGCACAAUCAUGGAAGUGUGUGGUAUGAAUGCUUCUCACUUUGUGUGCACCUGAAUCAGCUUUUACUCCUUUGUGAAUAAGCAUGGCGAUGAUUGUGCGUUUUAAUAUGAAAUAAUCAAGCCAAGAGGUAAUGUCUCACCAAAAACAAAGCUUGAAAUCUUCCUCUGUGCCAUAGACCUUACCUAUUGUCUAGAGACUAUUAAAGCAAAGGGAGACACUCCCACCACAUGUGGUGUUUCGCAAUCACCAAAAUCACAGCUGUGUUUAUUCAGUUAUGCAUAUUGUUGCACUCCACCGACAGUGGCUAACUUAGCCCCUAUUUGAUUUCAUCAUGAACCUUACAAAGGAAAAGAAAGGAAUGAUCACGGAAAAGCUCAUGUGACAAUGAAAGUAGCUUCUCUAAACAGGAAUUCUAUAAAGACUUAGCAUUAUUUUUCCCUUUCAUUUUUUCAUUGUAUGUGAAUAUACAGUCAAGUUUGUUGCAGUAAGAAAUACGAAUGUUGUCUUUUUUUACCUAAAUGUAUCACAAUGAACUGGACCAAAUAUAAACUAAUAAAUCAGCUUUGAACUACUUCUUUGAAUUAUUGAUUGCCAUCAAGCUAGAAACCUAAAGACCUAAAUGGAAAGAUGCUUUAUUAAUCCCUAGAAAAGAGAAAUAAUGUUCUAGUGGUUGGCUCUGUCCAGGUUUCUAUUUGAUGUUUCUGUACCGUGAAGUUUUUUCUGCUGUAGCUUGCUUUCCAGCAUUUUCUUGUACGUCUCUUUGAGCUAUCUUACCUUCAUUUUCAGAUGUUUUCAUUAGCUCUCUCGCUCUCUGGAAGGGUUUGUUUUUAAAUAUUAAGCGUUUUUCAGGAUGUAGGUGAUCCAGGGAUUGUUAUUGUGAAAGCGCCUAAUCUCUACUUUUAUUGUGGGAGCAACGCCCCACACUUCCAGUUGCACUUCAAGUCCUGGCACUGAUGUCAUCCCCACAUGGCUCACAGUGUUUCUCAGCCUUUCUUCAUGAAACGUCCCAACAGUCUUUGAAAACUGAAUCAAGCGACUGCGUAACUGUCUUUGCUGAUGGAAGCAGAAACUUGCAUCUUUCACUCGACGGACCUGAAUAUCCUUCCAACAAAAU